This is a messenger RNA of Varroa destructor (honeybee mite), 1467 nucleotides long. It is a transcript of the gene Gnpnat, whose product is annotated as glucosamine 6-phosphate N-acetyltransferase. Lineage: Eukaryota; Metazoa; Arthropoda; Arachnida; Mesostigmata; Varroidae. The record is from RefSeq and is a predicted model, not a curated record. Gene Ontology annotation, molecular function: glucosamine 6-phosphate N-acetyltransferase activity.
AAACAGUCAGCCAGCGUUACGGCCUCGUUUUACCCCGGCAAGUUUAAUAUCGGAUAGGCCGUCGAAUCGCCGAGUGGCAUAUCGUAAUAGCAGUUGCAACAUCAGCACCGGCCAAAAGCCGUAGCUAGUACAAUAGAUAGCGACAUUAUCUGUUAGCGUUAACCUUUCUGUGAAUCCUACUAGCCACAACAACCUGACUACAGCACGCCUACGUCCCUAAGUAGUAGAGGACGGGACUGUCCGUUCGGAGAGCGGCGGAGAAGCGAAAGGGCGAUAAGUGUCUACGUCGCCUUCUCGUGGCGCCGAAAAUCAGCUGAUUCGUCCCAGUCAAACGCGGAAUCCGACGACAAUGACUUGUCUUGUCACAAUGAAAUUGGACGCUUCGACUGCAGAUUAGGGGGAAAGUCACUCUACUCCGGCCGAUCAAGCACAGUCAGUAACAAAAAAGAUCCGCUAAAGAACGGGCUUAUCGAAGUAUACCUGGCAGAACAUUUAUUUUCACCACAGGACUUAUUCUUACAACCACGAUGACGGAAAGUUUAUACGAUGAAUCGCUCUUGUCUAAGUUCGAGUUCAAUCCACCCGAGGGACUGAGAAUCCGACCACUUAGCAAAGACGACUUCCAUAAAGGAUACCUGGAGUUGCUGUCCCAGCUUACAGUCGUUGGGCAAGUGUCUGAGGAGAAAUUCAACGAACGAUUCGAUGCAAUGAAAGCCUGCAAGAAUCAUUAUUUUGUUACUGUGAUAGAGGAUAUCACAGCAAAGAAAAUCAUUGCAUCCUCUACACUUUCCGUUGAACUUAAAUUCAUCAGAUGUUGCGCCCUGAGAGGUCGUUUGGAGGAUGUGGUUGUCAACCAAGCCUACCGUGGAAAGAAUCUCGGAAAACUCAUCGUACAAGUCAUUCUUCACCUCGCGCGUCGAGUUGGCUGCUAUAAGCUUUCACUUGAUUGCAAAGAUAACCUCAUCCCGUUCUAUGAGGCACUGGGUUUUGAGUGCGAGCCAGGAAACGCAAAUAUGAUGGUCAUCAGGCUGUAGACGUUAUACGAACUAAACGUUACAGAAAACACAUGUGUUCAGUAUCGUAAAUGCUUGGAGAAGGUAUUUUCUGCAAACAAAAAAGAGCGCAAUCCUGUAUAUAAAAUUUUGUAAAAUAGGCAUCGUUUAACGGACGGACUAGAAAUUCAUAUAUAAAGACAUGUGCUAACAAUGUGUCAAAUAUAUUUUUAGUCAUUCUUUUUCCACCUUAAACUAGAUUAAAGGAGCUAAUUUAAAAAGAAAUUUUUGUACUUUUGACAACAGUAUUCUAUGUGUGACGAUGUAUCAUGACAAAGAGCGCACUGCACUCAGAUAUGCAUCAAUUGGGUUGACAGUUUUUAAGAAAUCAAUAAAAUGUCAUAACGUUUGUACUAGCAAGGUCUUAAUUCGAAACGAGGAGAUCACAGUAAUCCAGUUUGAUAUAGUCAAAUGU